Rhipicephalus sanguineus (brown dog tick) is the source of this 661-nucleotide messenger RNA. Its product is annotated as V-type proton ATPase 16 kDa proteolipid subunit c. The transcript has 2 exons. Gene Ontology annotation, biological process: proton transmembrane transport. The record is from RefSeq and is a predicted model, not a curated record. Gene Ontology annotation, molecular function: proton-transporting ATPase activity, rotational mechanism. The coding region runs from base 168 to 629 and encodes 153 amino acids. Lineage: Eukaryota; Metazoa; Arthropoda; Arachnida; Ixodida; Ixodidae. Gene Ontology annotation, cellular component: proton-transporting V-type ATPase, V0 domain.
GGAAGACGCAAGAACGCGAAGGUCACGGCAGUGGAAACCACAUCGAAACGUGGAAGACGUCUGCCGUGAGGUCUAGGUUCUCGUCGAGUCGGAGGACACCCUGAUGUGAGACCGCAAGCAGCAGCAGCAGCCACAGAGGGGCGACUGAGCGCCGGCCUGACAUCGUCAUGGAGGACAAGGAGCCACCGUACGCGCCCUUCUUCGGCAUCAUGGGCGCCGUGGCGGCGAUAGCGUUCAGUGCGCUGGGUGCAGCUUACGGCACUGCCAAGUCCGGCGCGGGCAUCGCCGCCAUGUCGGUGAUGCGUCCCGAACUCAUCAUGAAGUCCAUCAUCCCGGUCGUCAUGGCCGGUAUCAUCGCGAUCUACGGACUUGUCGUGGCGGUACUCAUCUCCAGCGCGCUGAGCGCUUCAUACAGGCUGUACCACUCCUUUCUGCACCUGGGCGCCGGGCUGAGCGUCGGUCUGAGUGGCUUGGCCGCGGGCUUCGCCAUCGGCAUAGUCGGGGACGCCGGUGUACGCGGCACGGCGCAGCAGCCUCGGCUCUUCGUCGGCAUGAUCCUGAUCCUCAUCUUCGCCGAGGUGUUGGGUCUGUACGGGCUCAUCGUAGCACUCAUCAUGUACUCACGUUAGUACAACCCUUCACCACCCUAAAGGCCUGCGUC